CCCAGAUUGAAGAGAUCACAUCUUUCUGGAGACCUCAUCUAUCCCACAAGGAUGCUCCCUUCCUGGUCCUUUGGCAACAUCUCCUUCUUCCAGCCACCUGCUUUCCUGAUGAUUGGCAUUCCAGGGCUGGAGGUUGUUCAUGGCUGGAUCUCCAUCCCCUUCUCCUCCAUGUACAGCAGCCCAGCCCUCACUGGAAACUGCCUGAUCCUCUUGGCUGUGAGGAGGACCCCCAAACUGCACCAGCCCAUGUACUACUUCCUGUCCAUACUGGUGGUCACCGUUGUGGGCCUCACCCUGUCCACAAUGCCCACCACCCUGGCUGUGUUCUCGUUUGACCAUUAGCUCAUUGGCUUCAAUGCCUGCUUGGUCCAAAUGUUCUUCCUCCACUCUUUCUCCAUGGUGGAGUCCUCAGUGCUCCUGGCCAUGUCAUUUGACCACUUUGUGGCCAUCUCCAACCCCCUGCGCUAUGCAGCUGUCCUCACAAACAAUGUCAUCAUCAGGAUGGGGCUGGCCAUUGUGGCCUGUGCUACCCUGUCUCUCUUCCCAGGACCAUUCCUACUUAAAUGUCUGAACUUCUGCCCUAAUAAGACCCUCUUAUCCCAUUCAUUCUGUUUCCAUCCUGAUGUGAUGAGAAGAGCCUGUGCUGACAUUACCAUAAACAUCCUCUAUGGGUUCUAUGUGGUACUGUCCCCUGGGGGCAUAGAGUCCCUUCUCAUUGUCCUAUCCUACACUCUCAUCCUGCCCACGGUCCUAGGGCUGGCCUCUCCCAGGGAGCAUCGGGCCCUCAACACCUGUGUCUCCCAUAUCCUGGCUGUCUUUGUCUUCUUUAUUCCAGGUAUCACCAUGUCCAUGAUCCACCAUUUUGGGAGGCACAUGCUCCCCAUUGUACAUGCCUUUGUUGCCUAUGUGUAUCUGCUGGUGCCCCCUGUGCUCAACCCCAUCAUCUACAAUGUCAAGUCCAAGCCCAUCAGGGAGGCCAUGCUCAGGGUUCUGAGGGGGAAAUACCAAGGCUGA
This is a messenger RNA of Lagenorhynchus albirostris (white-beaked dolphin), 1014 nucleotides long. Its product is annotated as olfactory receptor 51I2-like. Gene Ontology annotation, biological process: G protein-coupled receptor signaling pathway. The record is from RefSeq and is a predicted model, not a curated record. NCBI's taxonomy places the organism in Eukaryota, Metazoa, Chordata, Mammalia, Artiodactyla, Delphinidae. Gene Ontology annotation, cellular component: membrane. Gene Ontology annotation, molecular function: olfactory receptor activity.